Molecule: messenger RNA, 1901 nt
Organism: Sphaeroforma arctica JP610
Lineage: Eukaryota; Ichthyosporea; Ichthyophonida
Exons: 2
Source: RefSeq, a predicted model, not a curated record
AGCUCCCUGGGCCACGUGCGGGCACAGCGGCCGACACAGUAGAGACGCAACAAACGGCCAAACUAAAAAUAGAUUCGGAUCACUCUGAGAGGAAUUUGGCACUCUCCGCCAAUUUCGCACCCAAUUCUCAGACACAGGCACGUGCGUCUCCACGGACGAAGACACAGACCGAGGAAGCGGCUGCAAGCACAGACGAGAAGAUGCACAUCCGCGUGAACAUUGAACUGAAGGUCGAUUCUGACACUGACACCGAUCUGACACUCCACGUGGACGAGUCGCCGUCGGGGCCUGCGGAGGCAGCGGAUGACAGCCCACCCACACACAGUGCAACACACGAGACACACUCACACACACACACGCCACAGGCACAGCAGCCACACAGACACACACACACGCCACAGGCCCAGCAGCCACGCAGGCACAAGAACAAGCUCACGCGUAAGCACCUGAGCAAACACCACAGGACCAAUGCACAGGCACACACCAGCGCGUCACCGCAGCUGGACUCGUUGGAGGAGACACAGAUGGCGGACGAGCGGGUGCUUGGGAGGGUGCUGGGGACGGACAUGUCACGAAGCUACAGCACUACCAAGGAAUGGGUCAGAGAGAUACACCACCUGGUCCGACUCGGCAUGGCCAAGACCCCUGUGUGCACACCCCAACCUGUUCUGAAAAUAGAACCGAUCACCGACCCAGAGGACGAACCCGAGGGCCGGGACCUGAACCCGCAUGUUCUGGUGCAGUACGUGCACCCGGGCAGCGAGGGCUAUGACAGCAGAGAAGACGAUAAGCACGUGCAUGUACACGUGCAUGCACACGCACACGAGCAUGUACACGUACACGCACACGAACUAGAGCCACAGCAGGAGGAGGACGAGGCACCCGAUGGGCAUAAAGCGGUAUAUAAACCGGGACCAAGUCAGGAACACACACAGGCACAAGCAACUGCACACACACACACACACACACACACACACAGCCGAGAUAUAGACGGCGCAGAAGGGGAUGGUGAAGCGCAGGGGAAGGUCAUGCAGGACCAAAAAACUGGGACAGGUGCAGAGGUGGAUGAGGACUUAGAUACGCAAAAUCAGGACAAACCGGAUAGGAAGGGGUCCAAUCAGACCCAGGCGCAGGUGCACAACUCAGCGGACGCGGACGGGACGGGCGAUCGCUACCAUACGAUCCGAACACUCAGAGACGAGAUAGAUGAACUAAGGCGGCUGGUUGACUUACUGGUGUCUGGUCAAGCACCCACACCCACACCCGGUGUAGGUGCAGGUAUGGGCAUAGGCGUAGGGACACCAGAGCACACCCCCACGGAUACGCAGACAGAUAUUAACACAAACACGGACAGAGACACACCCCAGAGGGCCAAUGCAGCCACGGACAAGGACUCAAAUACACACACACGCACAGACACAAACGCAAACACGGACAAUGCCACCCACCAGAGCGAACGGGCUACUACAAUCACCAACGCACAGAUAAAUACAAGCACGGAUACGGAUAUAGAUAGCCUCACCGACACACAGAUAAACACAAACACGGAUACGAAUAUAAACACAAGCACGGAUACGGAUAUAAACACACGCACGGAUACGGAUAUGGAUAGCCUCAGCGAUACCAGCGCAAGUGUUAGUAGCAGCACAUCGUCGGCACCUGCGAGUGGGAAGAAAACGCAGGCCAAUACGAAUACUGGAAUUGGAAACGGGAAUGGGAGUGGAAACGGAAAUGGGAAUGGAAAUGGAAAUGGUAAUUCGGGUGUGGAUAGAAAAUCUAAAACGGGCAAGAAGGGUGAUUCUCUUGGUAGUAAGAAAGGCGUAGAUUCUGUCAAAGAAGGCGAUAAGAAGCCAUCCGCGGAAGCAGGUAGGUAUAGUCUCUGGGUUUGGGUGUGUAUUUAG